UUGCGAAUUAUUUAUAAAUGUUAACAGAACCUUCUGGAUAUUUAACUGAUGGUCCAAUUAACUAUAAGUAUAAAACUAAAUGUACAUGGCUAAUUGAAGGCUAUCCAAAUGCAGUGUUAAGAUUAAGAUUCAAUCAUUUUGCCACAGAAUGUAGCUGGGAUCAUAUGUAUGUGUAUGAUGGAGAUUCAAUAUAUGCACCUUUAAUAGCUGUUCUUAGUGGCUUGAUAGUUCCUGAAGUAAGGGGAAAUGAAACUGUGCCUGAAGUUGUUACAACAUCUGGCUAUGCACUGUUACACUUCUUUAGUGAUGCUGCAUAUAACCUAACUGGUUUCAACAUUUUUUAUUCAAUCAAUUCUUGUCCUAACAAUUGCUCUGGCCAUGGAAAGUGUACAACCAGUGUUUCCGUUCCCAGUCAAGUGUAUUGUGAAUGUGAUAAGUACUGGAAGGGUGAAGCUUGUGACAUUCCUUACUGUAAAGCCAACUGUGGCAGUCCAGAUCAUGGGUACUGUGACUUGACAGGAGAAAAACUGUGUGUCUGUAAUGAUAGUUGGCAAGGUCCUGAUUGCUCUUUCAAUGUUCCUUCUACUGAGUCUUACUGGAUUCUACCAAAUGUUAAACCCUUCAGUCCAUCUGUAGGUCGGGCUUCACAUAAAGCAGUUUUACAUGGGAAAUUUAUGUGGGUGAUUGGUGGAUAUACUUUUAACUACAGUUCUUUUCAAAUGGUCCUGAAUUACAAUUUAGAAAGCAGUAUAUGGAAUGUAGUAACUCUGUCAAGGGGACCUCUUCAGAGAUAUGGACAUUCUCUUGCUUUAUAUCAGGAAAACAUCUUUAUGUAUGGAGGCAGAAUUGAAACAAAUGAUGGCAAUGUCACAGAUGAAUUAUGGGUUUUUAACAUACCUAGUCAGUCAUGGAGUACAAAAACUCCUACCGUUCUUGGACAUGGUCAGCAGUAUGCUGUGGAGGGACAUUCAGCACAUAUUAUGGAGCUGGAUAGUAAAGAUGUUGUCAUGAUCAUAAUAUUUGGAUAUUCUGCAAUAUAUGGUUAUACAAGCAGCAUACAGGAAUACCAUAUCUCGUCAAACACUUGGCUUGUUCCAGAAACAAAAGGCGCUAUUGUGCAAGGUGGAUAUGGGCAUACAAGUGUGUAUGAUGAGAUAACUAAGUCCAUUUAUGUUCAUGGAGGCUAUAAAGCAUUGCCAGGCAACAAAUAUGGAUUGGUAGAUGACCUUUAUAAGUAUGAAGUUAACCCUAAGACUUGGACUAUUUUGAAAGAAAGUGGGUUUGCCAGAUAUCUUCAUUCAGCUGUUCUUAUCAAUGGAGCUAUGCUUAUUUUUGGAGGAAAUACCCAUAAUGACACUUCCUUGAGUAACGGUGCAAAAUGUUUUUCUGCCGAUUUCCUGGCAUAUGACAUAGCUUGUGAUGAAUGGAAAACAUUACCGAAACCAAAUCUUCAUAGAGAUGUCAACAGAUUUGGACACUCUGCAGUAGUCAUUAAUGGGUCCAUGUAUGUAUUUGGGGGAUUUUCUAGUGUACUCCUUAAUGAUAUCCUUGUAUAUAAGCCUCCAAAUUGCAAGGCUUUCAGAGAUGAAGAACUUUGUAGAAAUGCUGGUCCAGGGAUAAAAUGUAUUUGGAAUAAAAAUCACUGCGAAUCUUGGGAAUCUGGAAAUACUAAUAAUAUUCUUAGAGCAAAGUGCCCUCCUAAGACAGCUGCUUCUGAUGACAGAUGUUACAGAUAUGCGGAUUGUGCCAGCUGUACUGCCAAUACGAAUGGGUGCCAAUGGUGUGAUGACAAGAAAUGUAUUUCAGCCAAUAGUAACUGCAGUGUGUCUGUCAGAAACUACACCAAAUGUCAUGUGAGAAAUGAACAGAUUUGUAACAAACUUACUAGCUGUAAGAGCUGUUCACUGAAUUUGAAUUGUCAGUGGGAUCAGCGACAACAAGAAUGCCAAGCUUUACCAGCUCAUCUUUGUGGAGAAGGAUGGAGUCAUAUUGGGGAUGCUUGUCUAAAAAUCAACUCCAGUAGAGAAAGUUAUGACAAUGCAAAACUUUAUUGCUAUAAUCUUAGUGGAAAUCUUGCUUCAUUAACAACUUCCAAAGAAGUAGAAUUUGUUCUGGAUGAAAUACAGAAGUAUACCCAACAGAAAGUGUCACCUUGGGUAGGCUUGCGCAAAAUCAAUAUAUCCUACUGGGGAUGGGAGGACAUGUCUCCUUUUACAAAUACGACUUUACAGUGGCUUCCUGGUGAACCAAAUGAUUCUGGAUUCUGCGCAUACCUAGAAAGGGCUGCAGUCGCAGGCUUAAAGGCAAAUCCUUGCACAUCUAUGGCAGAUGGACUUGUCUGUGAAAAACCUGUUGUUAGCCCAAAUCAAAAUGCAAGGCCAUGCAAAAAGCCAUGCUCUCUAAGGACAUCCUGUUCCAACUGCACAAGCAAUGGCAUGGAGUGCAUGUGGUGCAGCAGUACAAGGCGGUGCGUCGACUCCAAUGCCUACAUCAUUUCCUUUCCAUAUGGACAGUGUCUGGAGUGGCAGACUGCCACCUGCUCCCCUCAGAAUUGUUCUGGAUUGAGAACCUGUGGACAGUGUUUAGAACAGCCUGGAUGUGGCUGGUGCAAUGAUCCUAGUAAUACAGGACGAGGACACUGCAUUGAAGGGUCUUCACGGGGACCAAUGAAGCCUGCUGGGAUUCACAGUAGUGAGAUGGUACUUGACACCAGUCUGUGCCCUAAAGAAAGAAACUAUGAGUGGUCCUUUAUCCAGUGUCCAGCUUGCCAGUGUAAUGGACACAGCACUUGCAUCAAUAACAAUGUGUGUGAACACUGUAAAAAUCUCACCACAGGAAAACAGUGUCAAGACUGCAUGCCGGGUUAUUAUGGAGAUCCAACCAAUGGAGGACAGUGCACAGCCUGUACAUGCAGUGGCCAUGCAAAUAUUUGUCAUCUGCACACAGGAAAAUGUUUCUGCACGACUAAAGGAAUAAAAGGUGAUCAGUGCCAAUUAUGUGACUCUGAAAAUCGCUAUGUUGGUAAUCCACUUAGGGGAACAUGUUAUUACAGCCUUUUGAUCGACUAUCAGUUCACCUUCAGCUUGUUACAGGAAGAUGAUCGCCACCAUACUGCCAUAAACUUCAUAGCAAACCCAGAACAGUCAAACAAAAAUUUGGAUAUUUCAAUUAAUGCAUCAAACAACUUUAAUCUCAAUAUUACAUGGUCCGUUGGCUCAACAGCUGGAACAAUAUCUGGGGAAGAGACUCCUAUAGUUUCCAAGACUAAUAUAAAGGAAUACAGAGACAGUUUUUCCUAUGAAAAAUUUAACUUCAGAAGCAAUCCUAACAUUACAUUCUAUGUAUAUGUCAGCAACUUUUCCUGGCCCAUUAAAAUACAGAUCGCAUUCUCACAACACAAUACAAUCAUGGAUCUUGUGCAGUUUUUUGUCACGUUCUUCAGUUGUUUUUUAUCCUUGUUACUGGUGGCUGCUGUGGUGUGGAAGAUCAAACAAACCUGUUGGGCUUCAAGACGGAGAGAGCAACUGCUUCGAGAACGACAGCAGAUGGCCAGCCGUCCCUUUGCUUCUGUUGAUGUAGCACUGGAAGUAGGAGCCGAACAAACAGACUUUCUGCGAGGGCCAUUAGAGGGGGCUCCCAAACCCAUAGCCAUCGAACCCUGUGCAGGAAACAGAGCUGCUGUUCUGACGGUGUUUCUUUGUCUACCACGAGGAUCAUCAGGGGCCCCGCCACCUGGGCAGUCAGGUCUUGCUAUUGCCAGUGCCCUGAUAGAUAUUUCACAGCAGAAGCCUUCAGAUAAUAAAGACAAGACUUCAGGGGUCCGAAAUCGAAAACACCUCUCCACACGCCAAGGAACUUGUGUCUGAGAAAUGGAAACCACUCCUGCAUAUUCUACGCUGAUUUCCUUCACAACUGGCUUCCGUUAAAGCUGUCCUUUGGCCUCAGGUUUUAUGGAGGCCAAUCUUUGUAGGAUCCAGGGCCCAAGUGCAGUUCCUCUAAGUGGGCAAUGUCCCAAGUGGCCAAAGAAUGUUCACAAGUUUUAUAAAAGUAACAGUAUUGGUGGUCACAGGUGAUAGGGUCAGUUUUUAUGACUGUUAGGCUUAUCAUAGCUGAUGUUAAAUUACUCUGGAAAAAGAUGUAUAUUGUUUCUUAAUGCAGAUGAAAAAUAUGUAAUUCAUAUAAAUCAACUGUUUAUAUCCCAAGACUUUAAAGAAAGACAUUUUAUAAUGCCUGAAUGAUGAGAAUUGUACAGUUUUUGCCUCAGAAGCAAACUUAGGUCACUUGUAUAUGAACAGGAAAUGAACAAAUCACAAUGACUUUAAAUGCUGUUUUAUCUUGUAAAUGUGAAAGCAAGCUUUUGAUUUAGUAGCAUGUAGGUAAGAUAUUUAAAUAUUUCACACAACCAUAUCAUGUUCAAACUCAAUUUCAGAACAUAACAGUUAUCUUCCACCUACCUGGAAUGCAGACCAGAAUGAACCGUCUGGAUGGGUAUGUGCAACUUCACAGGAGGUUUAUUAGAAUUCUGAGUGUAAAGGACAUUCCUGUCGUCCAUGCCAACUGCCUAAGUCAUUAUCAGAGCUGAUAGAGCAUGGAAAAGCCUGUCCAGCAAUCAAUUUUUCCCCUCCUUCCAAAAACAGCCUCUGAUACCACAAUCUGAGGAGAUUGAAAUUUAGUGUGCAAGCUUCUGCUCCAGUAUGGUAAUUUUCUAAUUGCUUAGGAAUCAUUGGAUCAGACCUAAAUGAUCUAUCUGCAUUUUUAUAAGAACGUGUCAUUUUCUUUGGGCCUUCCUCUUCUAGCUGCUAGAUUUUAUUUAUCAUUUACAAAUAUUAUGAAAUGCAUUUUGAGAUGACACCCCCAAAUCCUUUCUGCCAGCCAUUUCACAUAGCAUAUACAAAGAUAAGAGCAUCGCUGGGCAGGCCUCAGCAGACCCCUGUUUCUAACAUAAACACAUCGGUGUCAUGGGAGUGAGUCUACAGUUCAAAAUUAAGUCCACUGUUGGCCACGCGCAGCACAUUCUUAAUGAUUCAAGAUUCUGAAUUAUGGCAGAAAGAAAAAUUAAAAUAAAACAGAUUUUAUUUUGGAACAUAGAAUCAUUUGUGUCCUAAUACUGACAACAGUUCAUUAAGCUCUGUAGCGUUAACAGAUCCAAUUUGGAUUUGCAGUUUUUGACUUUGGGGUGACUACAGAAUAUAUAAGAAAAAUGACAGAAAUAUCCAAAGCUGCUGUAUACAGUUUAGUUUUGUUUAACAGGAAAGUCACUCAAAUCUAAUUGAUGUUUAGUACUAUAUAUGUACUCUUCAUGUUCUUUGGAUUUCUGGAAGGUAAUGACACUUUACAGUUAAUGCCUAGUUAAUUGCAUGUCAUGGAUGUACAGUAGCGGAAUAUGACCCUAUUGUGAAAUUAAAUGUCUAUUUCAGAUGCCAUUUAUACAUAGCUUAAUUUGAUGAGGAUUGAAUGUAAUAUAUAACAGGAAUGAUCAUAUAAUAUGUAGUUGCAUCUUAUAAAAGAUUGCUAGGUUGCAUCUAACCAUGACUGUCAUUAUUUUGAUAAUUAGGCACUUAUGAAUUAUAGUAUCUAUUCCUUAUGUUGGCAUGAUAAUUUCGCUAUUUUCCAUGCAUUAAAAGUAAUGCAAAUUCUUAGACUAAUUUUAGUAAUUUUAUCUAUAGCCUGUGGGGGUUUUGGGGGCAAAGGGCGGGCUGGUUGAUUCACUUCCCUAUGAUAUUUUCUCUCCCAAAAAACAGUGGACUAAGUUUGUAAAUGUCUCCUAAAACAAAACACACAAAAAAAUUAUCUGCCUUUUUUUUGGACCCUUUAAAUGUUGAUUUUUUUCAUUUAAAAAUAAAUUGACAAAACUGGU
This is a messenger RNA of Ictidomys tridecemlineatus (thirteen-lined ground squirrel), 5857 nucleotides long. RefSeq names its product attractin like 1 (gene Atrnl1). Gene Ontology annotation, cellular component: Golgi apparatus. The record is from RefSeq and is a predicted model, not a curated record. Lineage: Eukaryota; Metazoa; Chordata; Mammalia; Rodentia; Sciuridae. Gene Ontology annotation, molecular function: protein binding.